AUGCAUGGAGAGACAUUUGAUCAUAGCAUAAAAGACAAGAAAGCAAACAAAAAAUCAAAAACUAUUGAUCACCGUCAAAGAAGUAAAGAUUUAAGUUGUGAAAGUGGAAGCAACAGUGACUCAGAAAGGCAAACAAAUAUCAUCAGUAAAGGUGAGCAUAGUAGGAAUGAUCACUCUGACACACAUAUCAAUGGCACUAAAAGCAUACCUUCCUUAGCUAGAAGGACAAGUUCUUCCUCUUCAUCAGAAUCAUCCUCAGAUAAUUUCUUUAGAAUAAAGGAAGCAUUUAAGUAUACCAAGUCUGGAAAAGAUUAUGUUUCUAGCAGUGAGAGCUCUGACAAAUCUAAAGUUGACAACAACCUUCUAGUUCCAACAUCAACAUAUCAAGUUUACGAUUUGAGUCGCAACCAAAAGGGUAUGUCACCAACUGCUAGUCCUCCUAUCCAAGUGAUGGAUCGAUCUGGAAGAUAUGAUGCUUCUAUUGUUCCAUCUUCAAUCUUUGAAACAAAUACUAAUCCAUCAGAAUGGAGUAUUUCUUCUAAUGAUUCAUUAUUUAGUAUUCAAAUAGGGCAACCUAGUUUUACCAGAGAAAAUGCGCUUAUGUAUGCUGAAUUAGGCUUUUCAAGAGAAUUGACCAAAUCUGGUGAGGAGAUAAGCACUGUCAUAAAGAGUGUUGAUGUAAAGAACUUGCAAACAAUAGAAACAUCAUAUGGACCUUUGAUGUUGGAAGGAGAAAGGCUCAGUGAAGUUGAUAACGAAAUAAAGACUUCACAUCAAACUAAAAGUUACGAGCCAUCCAAGUCCAAUGUGUCUAUUCUUUCUCAUAGUAGCGACAUUGGCAUGUCCUCUAUUGCUUUCCCAAAGUGA
Messenger RNA from Glycine soja, 867 nucleotides. RefSeq lists its product as uncharacterized. NCBI's taxonomy places the organism in Eukaryota, Viridiplantae, Streptophyta, Magnoliopsida, Fabales, Fabaceae. Bases 1 to 867 code for a protein of 288 amino acids. The transcript has a single exon. The record is from RefSeq and is a predicted model, not a curated record.